Molecule: messenger RNA, 582 nt
Organism: Bolinopsis microptera
Lineage: Eukaryota; Metazoa; Ctenophora; Tentaculata; Lobata; Bolinopsidae
Product: mitotic spindle assembly checkpoint protein MAD2B-like
Exons: 1
Coding region: 1-582 (193 amino acids)
Cellular component (GO): zeta DNA polymerase complex
Source: RefSeq, a predicted model, not a curated record
AUGUCAAGUGAUAUUCUACAAGAAAUCCUGAUCGAGUUUAUAGAAGUAUGGCUGCACAACGUUAUCUACAGAGCUAAUCUCUACCCCUCUCAAAUAUUCAGAUCCCGCUACAAAUACAACGUCUCAGUUAAACAGUCCACUUUCCCCCCUCUUAACAAUUACAUCAGAACUCUUGUUUUAUCCCUUCAACCACAACUCCGCCAGCAAGCCAUCCACAGUCUCACUGUUAACAUCUCCCUAGAACUGAAGAUCCAGGAAUCGUUCGCUCUUACUGUUUCGUACCCUGAUGAAAUUGACUCCCAAUCUGAUAACGAGCCUCCAGAAAAAGUGCUAUCUUCCUGCAAAGACUCCUUCAGAGGUCAUAUAGUUAGUGUUUUAAACAGUGACAGUAAGCAGGACAGUGAACUCUCUGAGAAGAGAACGUUUAGUGUAAGUGUUAAGACAAGUGAGUUGGCUGGAUGCCAGAUGAGUGGGUGGUGUGAUGAGAGUGUGGCAGAACUCGAUGUUGCCAGUUUGGUAGUGCAACCCUUACUGUUCACUGAUGUUGGGCUUGUCAGAGUGCAGUCCACUCAUCGGAUAUGA